AUGGACUCCCCCAUCCUUAACCAGCUGUUUCGGCAGCUGUUCCGGCGUCCAGCCUGCCAGUCUCUGCGGUAUUCAUCUGCAUCAGCACCCUCUUCAUCGGGUCGCAGAGCGGCGGCGGGCGUUCGACUGUCCGGUCCGUCUCGUCAACAAUCUCGUCCGUUCCUCACUCGACGCCAGCAGACCAAACGCAAGAAUGUCGACGAUGGAUUGGUAUGGCAUAGAAUAGGGGAUUAUCCCAAAGACAUUGACCAGGAAUUGAGGACCUAUCCGCUGGUGACGGCCAAGGACCUGCGGAGUCGGAAAGAGAGGCCACGGCAGGUGAAGAUGUUGACGAGGGAGUUCAUUGACGACAGUUUAUACAACCCCCACUACGGUUACUUUUCGAAGCAUGCGACCAUUUUCAGUCCCGGAGAGCCGUUUGACUUCAACCAUAUUGCCGAUGGCCCCGAGUUCCAUCGCAUGUUGGGAGAGCGCUACAACGAGUUCGAGGAUAAGCUAGACGAAACACAACCGGAUGUGGCGCGUCAAUUAUGGCAUACGCCGACAGAGCUGUUCCGGCCUUACUACGGCGAGACGAUUGCUCGGUACCUGGUGUCGAAUUACAAAUUGACUCUUUAUCCGUACCACGACCUCAUAAUUUACGAGAUGGGAGCCGGUAAUGGAACAAUGAUGUUGAAUAUUUUGGAUUUCAUUCGGGAUACCGACUACGAGGUCUACCAGCGGACCAAGUUCCGGAUUAUUGAAAUCUCCUCGGCCCUUGCCAGUCUUCAGAUGAAGAAUUUGAUGGAUUCGAUCAACGCCGCCGGUCACUUGGAUCACGUCGAGAUUGUCAACAAGUCUAUCUUCGAUUGGGACACAUACGUGCAUUCACCAUGUUUCUUCCUGGCGUUAGAGGUUUUUGACAAUUUUGGCCACGACGCGAUCCGCUACGACAGAAGGACAGAGAUGCCUCAGCAGUCCGGGGUGUUGAUUGACGCAGAUGGUGAAUUCCACGAAUACUAUAACGCUCAGCUUGAUCCCCUGGCUUCGAGGUUUCUCCGCGUCCGACAGGCCGCCGCACGGAGACCAUAUCCCAGUCCCUUGGGACACAAGGUGACGAGAGGCAUCCGCAACUCCCUACCAUGGCAAAGCCCAUACACUUUGCCCGAAUAUAUUCCCACUCGACUCAUGCAGUUCUUCGAUAUUCUGGACAGUUAUUUCCCAGCACAUCGGUUGAUUGCGAGUGAUUUCAGCGUCCUCCCUGAUGCGGUUCCUGGCUUGAAUGCACCUGUCGUGCAGACCCGUUACAUGAGACGGACAGUGCCGGUCUCUACACCUUUUGUCCACCAAGGCUAUUUUGAUAUCUUCUUCCCUACCGACUUCAACGUCAUCGAGGACGUCUAUCGUGCAGUCACCGGCAAGCUGACGCAAGUCAUGAGCCACGAGGAUUUUGUUGAUCGCUGGGCAUACAUUGAAGAUACUGAGACAAGGAACGGAGAGAAUCCGUUGUUGAACUGGUACAAGAAUGCCAGUAUGUUGAUGACGGUUUAA
Messenger RNA from Aspergillus chevalieri, 1530 nucleotides. Its product is annotated as class I SAM-dependent methyltransferase. The transcript has 3 exons. Gene Ontology annotation, molecular function: protein-arginine omega-N symmetric methyltransferase activity. Lineage: Eukaryota; Fungi; Ascomycota; Eurotiomycetes; Eurotiales; Aspergillaceae. The record is from RefSeq and is a predicted model, not a curated record. Gene Ontology annotation, cellular component: mitochondrion. The coding region runs from base 1 to 1530 and encodes 509 amino acids.